This is a messenger RNA of Dendronephthya gigantea, 2760 nucleotides long. RefSeq names its product 52 kDa repressor of the inhibitor of the protein kinase-like. The coding region runs from base 1 to 2760 and encodes 919 amino acids. Lineage: Eukaryota; Metazoa; Cnidaria; Anthozoa; Malacalcyonacea; Nephtheidae. Gene Ontology annotation, molecular function: protein dimerization activity. The transcript is spliced from 2 exons. The record is from RefSeq and is a predicted model, not a curated record.
AUGUGUUUGUCUGAUAUUGCUCUUGGUUCUGUAACAAAAGAAGAUCCUUGCGCACCAAUACUCACUGAAGCAUACAGCAACGCAAUGAAUCAUCAAUGGAGUUCUUUUAUUUGUCUUCUUUCCCUAUCAAGUGUUGUUAAACGUCCAAUCGAGUCGUAUUUUCCAAUUACACCUAAUGAAGAAAAAAUUGACUCCCUGUCUACAAUGUUUAACUGCACUAUAUAUCCGCGAGAAAUAGCAACAUCAAUUUCAGAUCAGAAAAUCCAUUUAUUUCGUUGUGCAUUAAUGCCUAUGGAUUAUUCCAAGCUUGGUAAAGUUCCUGCGACCAAAAAUCACUAUGUUGCUCUUUGUGAAGCAAAAGAAAGCAGCAGUAAGGUAGGUGUUCGACACUUUGUUAUGAAGAAAGUUUCACCAGGUAUUAAUAUCAGUUCGACACAAGUACGAAAUGUUACGCCGCCUACCAAGCAAACGCCGCCACCGUUAUGUAGUACUGUGCCUGUGGCAACUUCCUCUGCCUUUGUACCCGCAAAAAACUCUUCUUCAUCGCAACCAGUUAAAAAGAAGCAGACCAUUCUUGACAAGCUAUUCCCUAAAAAAAGAAAGUUUGCCGAGGAAAGUGACGACGAAGAUAUUCCAAAGCCGAAUCUUUUGUCUAAAAAACGUGUACCUAGUUCAUUGGUUUCAGAACACGUACCUGAAUGUUCAAGAUCCGAAACAUCGUGUUCCCCAAAUGAUAUAGCUAACUUUGUCAACAGCAACUCCUUAACUGAUACGCAGAAGUACGAGGUUCUUUGCAACGUUUGGGUACCAUCUACAAACUUUCCAUUUCCUUUGGUAAACGGCAGGAAGUUGUUUCCGUGGCUGACGUACUCGCAAAAGUUGAAUGGAGCUUUCUGCAUAAACUGCGUGCUGUUUGGUUCAGAAUGUACUGGGAUGCACAAUACGAGUAAGUUGCAAAGGCUUUUUAAAACCCCAUUCACCACAUGGCAGGUCGCACCCGCUAAAUUCAGGGAGCAUUCCGAGAAGUCACCACUUCACAAAGCAGCCACAGCGCGUGCAGCAGUACUAAGAUCUCAUAUGGAGCAAAGGUCUGCACCCAUUGAUGUUAUGUUGGAUGAUAUGAAAAGGCAGCAGAUAGAGGAAAACAGAAAACUUCUGAGACCCAUUAUCGGAGCAAUCGUUCUUUGUGGCAGGCAAAAUAUUCCCUUGCGUGGACAUAGAGAUGAUUCUUCGAACUAUCUGUCAGAUGAGGUUAACUGUGGUAAUUUCAUUGAAAUCCUAAAGUACGGUGCAAUGUGUGCUGGUAAGACUCUUGAGGAACUUUUCAAAAGCACUCCUAAGAACAUGACCUACAAAUCAAAAACCACUCAGAAUGAAAUAAUUGAUAUAUGUGGCGAUAUGAUAACCAAAAAACUUACUGAUGAGAUCCGCGAAGCAAGGUUUUACUCCAUUCUCGCCGACGAAGCAUCAGAUUGUAGCAACAUAGAACAGCUUAGUAUCGUUAUCCGGUUUGUAGACAAGCAGUGUCAAAUAAGAGAAGAGUUUCUUGGCUUUGUCCCGUGCAAAAAGGGUGUGUCUGGUGAAGCUGUUGCCGCUACAAUUGAAGAAUUCCUUCGGGACCAAAAUUUGCCGAUUGAUGAUUGUCGUGGUCAGGGUUAUGAUGGAGCCGGGAACAUGGCAGGGCGAUUAUCUGGAGUAGCAGCUAGAAUACAAGAAACCAACAAGAAGGCUCUGUAUGUUCACUGUAACUCUCACCGUUUAAACCUUUGUGUCGCCACUUGCUGCAAAGAACAACUGCGUUUUGAUUUGUUGGUCAAGACCAUCCACGAAAUGCUUCCUACAGCGAAUCAUAAACGGCUGAUAAAUGUUUGCAAAACAAGAUGGGUGGCCAGAAUCGAUGGUUUAUGUGUUUUUAUCGAGGUUUUCCCUGCAAUUAUUAGAUGCUUGGAAAUCAUUCGUGACAAUGUCGGCGACAAUUGGAAUCCAGAUUCUGUCCGAAAAGCUGUUUCUUUAUAUUCAGCAACCGUGUCCUUUCCAUUCAUUGUCGCGUUAGUUGUGGUUUCAAAAUGUCUUCUGGUGACUCAACCGCUCACGGUUCAACUGCAGGAAUCCGCUAUUGAUGCUGGAGCAGCUAGAGAAAAAGUAUCCGCUCUUUACGUUCAUCUAGAGAAAAUGAGAAAUGACGUGGACGCAGAACACGACUCGUGGUACAAAGAAGCUGAAUCCAUGGGAACCAGUGUUGGAACUCAACCAGAUCAGCCAAGAACGACAGGGAGGCAACAACACCGCGCUAACACACCAGCUGAUACACCGUCACAAUAUUACCGUAGAGUAAUUAGUGUGCCCUUUUUGGAUCAUCUUAAAUCGGAAAUCCAAACACGAUUCUCGGAGACAAACCUUGACCUUAUGGAUGCAGUGUAUGGUUUGCCAAAAAAUGUUCUUAUCUACCCUGACUGGAAAACCAAAUUUUCUAAGUUCCUCAACAUGUAUAUGGACGACUUGCCUUACCCUCGCUUUCUCGACACUGAAUUGGAAAUGUGGGCUGAACGUUGCCAAAUGGAAAAGGGUCCUCUGCCUUCUAAACUGGCUGAUGUUUUACCGUUUGUCGACAAAAUAAGUUUUCCCAAUAUAUUCACCGCUUUUCAAAUUUUUGCAACAAUUCCUGUUACCACUUGCACCUGCGAAAGGUCCAUUUCCGUUUUACGCCGAUUGAAGACUUAUCUUCGCAGCACCAUGUCAGAAUCCAGAUUAAAGGCCUAG